Kazachstania africana CBS 2517 is the source of this 2115-nucleotide messenger RNA. RefSeq names its product Spo21p (gene SPO21). NCBI's taxonomy places the organism in Eukaryota, Fungi, Ascomycota, Saccharomycetes, Saccharomycetales, Saccharomycetaceae. The transcript has a single exon. Bases 1 to 2115 code for a protein of 704 amino acids. The record is from RefSeq and is a predicted model, not a curated record.
AUGUUGGAAGCUACUGAUGGUUUUAAAAUUGAAAGCGCGCGUUCUUUGACCCCAGAUAGUUUGAUAGUUAGAAGUGAUAAUGAAGUAACAUCGUCUGAUGAAAGAAGUGAAAUGAAUGACACCAAGACAUCCUCCUUAAGAAAAUUCAUUAACAAGUUCAGUAGAAACUCCUCACCUAUUAGUCUUGAGAGUAAUGCGAAGCCAAAGAGGAAAAGUUGGUCAUGGAAGAGAAAGACAAAAAUCUUUGAUUCAAGUUCCGAAUCAAUAGAUAAUAAGAAAUCGUUAUUAUCCAAUGAACCAUCUUUGGAUGAUAUCAAUCUUGUAGCUACAGCUCAAGCAAAAGAGGAAUUUGAUAAAUUACAUAAUGAGGAAGCCAUUGAGAACGAAUUCAAGUUUUUAAGUGAUAAAAUGGAUUUAGGUGAUGACUAUACCAGAGACAUUGAGAAUGGUACUAAUAGUAGUAUGCUUGAUGAUUCAAGCUUCAAUUUUAUUGGAAGAUUGAAAAGUGUCGACUCAUUCAAUAUGAAUACAGGCAUUAAGACUGAUAAUAAUGAACACGUUUCACCCAUAACGCCAAUUGAUGAUGAAUCAAAUGACUUUACCCAAAAAAAUCAACCCACAAAAUCAUCUCUUAACACUAUAUUGAACCCAGAAAUUUUGCAAGAUUUUAAAUAUUUGGAAAUUGAACAGACUCGAGAGAAUAAUCAUGGCAAUUUGCAUAUUACUAACCCAGAAACGAGCAAUUUAUUGCAUUCUGUCAGGAAUAUCAAUCAAAAUCCAGUUAAUAAGACUGAACUCAUGGUAACUGAACACGGAAACCAAUUGCAACCGACAAUUAAAAAAUCUACGACGGCUGAGACUGCUAGUACUAAACUAACAUGCAUAGACGACAGAGCUUUAUUGGCAAAAGAUAGUAAAGUACUUGAAGAUUUCAGCGAAGCUUUUCAUUUAUUGAAUAAUGAAAGAACAACAAAAAAUUUGCAUAGAUACCCUCUGUGUGAUAUUACUACAAAACUAGUAAAUGACACCAAAGCCAAGAAUAAAGAACAUAAAAAGCUUUUGAAGAAAGUAGAAUAUUUAGAAACUUAUACUUCUGAAAAGAAGAAAGCUGUAAAAACGAUUAAAAAAGAUUAUGACGAACUAACCAAGGAGUUCGAACUUGUAAGCAAUGAAAAUAGGGAUUUGUAUAGUUCGGUGAAGAAAUUGAAGAAAGAAUUUGAAUCUACAACAAAAGAAAAAUUGUCACUCAAAGAUGAUAUUAAGAGUAUAAGACAAAAAUUGGAAGAAUUAGGCUCAUAUAAUGAAAAUUUUAAUGGCACUGAUUCUAGAAAGAAUGAUUUAGCUUUCAUUACUAAUUGUUUAGAAGCCAUUGUCGAGUCACAGUUACAGCUAAUGGAAUAUAAUAAAAGACUUAAAGAUUCCAAUGCUCAACUGAGAAAAGAAUAUCACAAACUGACUCUGUCGCUGAAAAAUAGUAGAAACAAUGAAUGGCAAUUCAAUGAGAAUUUUGAAACAACCGAAUAUAUCAACCCUGACCCCAAAAAAUUGGCACAAUAUGGUGAAGAUGUUGUCUUAUCAGAUUAUAAAGAUACAAUUAAUUAUUUGAAACAAACAAAUAAAAAAUUACAGGAUGCUUAUCAUAAUGAAAGGCUAAAAGUCUUGGAUCAUCGUAAGGAAAUACAACGAUUAAAAUAUUCGGUCCAAUUGAUUGAUUGUUACAGAUCAGAGUCAUUACAGUUUAUGUCACAAUUAAUGUGUGCCUUUAGAGAUUGUGUCAGUGAAGACACCAUAUGUGACUACGACUUAUAUUUGAAAAGCUUGAACAGUAUGCAUAGCUUGGCAGAUAUAAUCUCCGCUAAUAAACUUACAAUAGAGGCAAAGCUCAAUACCAUAGAAAAGCAAGUUUCGAAGUUUUAUCAAGAAAUUGCCUCGCCAAAGUUUUUAGAUCAAGUAGUAGCCAGCUAUGCGUCAGCUGUAAAAACAAGCAGUUUUCUCAAUGAAGAAGUUAACGAAUUAAAGCGAUCACUGGAAGAGGAACAUGAAAGAAAUCAAUUUCUAUCACAUUCAUUAAACAAAGCUAAACGCUUAAUAACCGAGUCACACAUACAUUCUUGA